Molecule: messenger RNA, 2260 nt
Organism: Rhodotorula graminis WP1
Lineage: Eukaryota; Fungi; Basidiomycota; Microbotryomycetes; Sporidiobolales; Sporidiobolaceae
Exons: 12
Coding region: 136-2235 (699 amino acids)
Biological process (GO): mismatch repair
Cellular component (GO): MutLalpha complex
Molecular function (GO): ATP binding; ATP hydrolysis activity; ATP-dependent DNA damage sensor activity
Source: RefSeq, a predicted model, not a curated record
GAGCGCACCAGCUGCGCAAUCCAGCAGCACAGCACGAGCUCGCAGCACGCCCUGCAGCUCGCACGAGCGCGCGCAACGCUGGCCAUCGCGUCCUGUCGCGUCCGUCGUUCUCGGCGAGGUUGACGUCGUCUCGACAUGGCGGCAUCAGCAGCAGACGCAGCGGCGGCAGCACCGAGGGCCAUUGCCAAGCUCCCGGAGCACGUCGUCAACCGCAUCGCUGCAGGCGAGAUCAUCCAGCGUCCGUCCAACGCGCUCAAGGAGCUCAUCGAGAACGCGCUCGAUGCCGGCGCGACGAGCAUCCGCAUCACGGUCAAGGACGGCGGCCUCAAGCUCCUCCAGAUCCAGGACAACGGCAGCGGCAUCCGGAAAGACGACCUGCCCAUCCUGUGCGAGCGCUUCACCACGUCCAAGAUCAAGGCGUUCGAGGACCUGUCGUCGCUCGGCACGUACGGCUUUCGUGGCGAAGCGCUCGCGAGCAUCAGCCACGUCGCCCACCUCAUCGUGACGACCAAGACUCGCGACGAGACCUGCGCCUGGAAGGCCGCAUACGCAGACGGUGACAUGGUCCCGGUCAAGUCGGGCAGCAAGGACUCGGCGCCUGUGCCGUGUGCGGGCAACGACGGGACGGUUCUCGCUGUCGAGGACCUGUUCUACAACACGCCGCAGCGCCUGAAAGCUCUUCGCUCGGCCGCCGACGAGUACGCCCGCAUCCUCCAGGUCGUCAUCGCCUACUCGAUCCAUAACGCCGGCGUCGCCAUGUCGUGCAAGAAGGCGUCCGCCGGCUCGUCCAACGCAACGGCCGACGUCAACACGACCGUCGGCGCGAGCACGCUCGACAACAUCGGCGCGACGUACGGCGAGCCGGUCAAGAGCCAGCUCUUCGAGGUGGCGGCCGACAGCGCCGAGCCGAGGGUCAAGCUUCGAGCGUGGUGCAGCGGGACCAACUACCAGGGCAAGAAGGGCCGGUACCUGUUCUUCAUCAAUAACCGCUACGUCGACUGUUCGCCCCUCAAGCGUGCUCUCGAGGCCUUCUACUCGAACUUUCUCGCCAAGGGCACGCACCCGUUCGUCUACCUCAGCCUCGAGCUCGACCCGAACAAGGUCGACCCGAACGUGCACCCGACCAAGAAGGAGGUCGGCUUCGAGGACGAGACCGAGAUCGUCGAGCUCGUGUGCGAGCGUCUCGCCGACGUGCUGGCGAGCCAGGGCGACAGCAGGAGCUUCAAGGUGCAGGUCCCUCCUCGUCCAUCCUCCACGACUACGCCUACCACGUCGACAGCUCGCAAGCCGGCCGGCUCGUCGUCGAGCAAGCCGUCCAAGGUCGCGCCCAACAAGCUCGUCCGCACCGACGCCCAGUCGCAGACGCUCGACGGCCUGUUUCCGACCAUCCCGUCGGCAUCCAAGCUCCGCAAGGCGACCACGACGAGCGGUGCGACGGCGCACCGCAGCGCGAGGGUGCGCAUUGCGCAGAGCGAGUGCGCCCUGACGAGCGUCAAGCAGCUGAGGAAGGAGGUGCUCGAGGCGCGGCAUCAAGGUCUCGAGGACGUCGUCAAGAACCACAUCUUCGUCGGCGUCGCCGACUAUGCGACGUCGCAGUCGGCGAUCCAGCACGGCACCAAGCUCUACCUCGCCAACCACGCCGUCUUCGCCGAGGAGCUCUUCUACCAGCUCGGCCUGCGCCAGUUCGGCCGCUUCUCGCGUGUCCGCCUCAAGCCGGCGCACAACGUGCGCAAGUUGCUGCACCUCGCGGUCGACAAGGCGAGCGCGAACGGCGCGAGGGAGGGCAAGACGUCGUGGAGCUCGGACAAGAUCGUCGAGCACGUAUACACGUCGCUCUUCGACGCUCGCGCCAUGCUCGACGAGUACUUUGCGUUCGGCAUCUCGGACGACGGCGCGCUCGAGUCGCUGCCGCUCGUCCUGCCCGGCUACCAGCCAGACAUCCUCAAGCUCCCUCUCUUCCUCCUGCGCCUCGGCGCUCACGUCGACUGGCAAGCCGAGAAGCCGUGCUUCGACGGCUUCCUGCGCGAGCUCGCCUUCUUCCACUCGCCGGCGCCUUCGCCCGACCUGCCGACGCCGAACCCCGAGUCGCAGGCCCAGGCCAAGCACGCCGUCGAGCACAUCCUGUGGCCGACCAUGCGGCAGUACCUCGUCCCCAGCGACAAGCUCAUCGAGGACAAGGCCGUCGUGCUCGUGACAAAACUCGAGCACCUGUACAGGACGUUCGAGCGGUGCUGAGCGGGUGGAGCAGAGAGACGAGGGA